Molecule: messenger RNA, 2513 nt
Organism: Medicago truncatula (barrel medic)
Lineage: Eukaryota; Viridiplantae; Streptophyta; Magnoliopsida; Fabales; Fabaceae
Product: receptor-like serine/threonine-protein kinase NCRK
Exons: 11
Coding region: 391-2250 (619 amino acids)
Biological process (GO): protein phosphorylation
Molecular function (GO): ATP binding; protein kinase activity
Source: RefSeq, a predicted model, not a curated record
CAUUUUUUUUUUCUUUUUCUUUCCCUUUAUCUUUUUUGCUACUUUGACUUGAUUCUAAUUAUACACAUUUCAAAAUGAACUUUUUCAAGGAUGAUUAUUAAAACCUAUGCAGAAUUUUAGGUAGAAAUUAUGAUGGUUACUGUUGGUAGUUGCUGAAUUUAAUCCACUCAAAAAGUGUAUAUCAUUUUGCUAGCUACUUUCAAUUCUCAAAGCCAUCAAGAGAGUUCAUUUUCUACCAGUUCUCUGCGUUGCAUUUAUUGUGUGAUUUAUCAUGUAACUAUAUCAAUGGUCCAUUUGUCUUCAUUCAAUUGAUUGUUUAGAUUAUGAUUAUACUCAAGAUUUUUGAAGAUUAACCUUGUUAUUCUUGAUACAGUGUAUGGGGUUGAAUAAAUGAAGUCACAGAUCAAAAUUGCUCUUGCUAUUGUUAUUAGUUUGCUUUGGAUUCAACACUCCAUUUGUGAUGAAGCAUCUGAUACAUCUGUCCUAAACAAGUGGAAAUGUAGAUGUUCUUCUUUUGAAGGGAAUCAAAGCAACUCUCUUGCUAAUUGUUCAAAAUCAUGCGAUUGCCACUCAGAUCCCGAAGAGGGUGCAUCUAUAUGGACAUGUAUUUGUGAUCCCAAUGGAUUUCCCGAAGUGGCAGCAGAUGGUAAUAGCUCUAAUUGCUUUCACGCCUGCAACUGCACCUGGGGAACUGUCAGCACGUCAUUAGGUUCAAAGAAACACAUUUCCAGCAAGGUUGUUGUAGUUAUCCUAGUGAUAUGUGUUAUAUGCACAACUAUUGCAUUGCUUACCUCAGCUGUAUGCUACGUCUACCGAAGGGACAGAUGCUCUAUUCAAUCACCAAUAUUCUCGUCAGAUAAGGAAACCAGUAGUGGUAGUACCGCCAACCUAAUCAGCUAUAGGACAGGAAUUUCUUCAGUGACAGAAACAAAACUUUUUAUAAGUUCUCCUAUUUGUCACAUCACAGGAUGCUUUCAGAAACCUUCUUUUUUGUUUGGGAGCCAAAAAGAAACUUUCUAUGGAAACAUUAUUCAAUUUCCAUUUACUGAACUGGAAAGUGCCACCGAUAACUUUUCAGCUACCAACCUUAUUGGAGUAGGCGGAAGUAGUUACGUAUACCGUGGUCGGCUAAAAGAUGGCAAUAUUGUGGCAGUUAAACGCCUAAAAGAUCAUGGAGGGCCAGAAGCAGACUCUGCAUGUUUCAAGGAGAUUGAACUAUUAGCUAGACUUCAUCAUUGUCAUUUGGUGCCGUUACUUGGAUACUGCUUAGAAUCAAAAGGAAAACAUGUUCAAAGGUUAUUAGUAUUUGAGUACAUGAAUAAUGGAAAUUUGAGGGAGUGUUUAGAUGGAGUUUCUGGAAAAUAUAUGGAUUGGACUACUCGUGUUAUGAUUGCAGUUGGAGCAGCAAGGGGCUUGGAAUAUCUCCAUGAAGCAGCUGCUCCAAGAAUUCUUCAUAGAGAUGUGAAAUCAACCAACAUUCUUCUAGAUGAAAAUUGGCAAGCAAAGAUCACUGAUCUUGGUAUGGCUAAAAACUUGAGAUCUGAUGACCUACCAAGCGGUUCAGAUUCUCCAGCAAGAAUGCAAGGGACAUUUGGCUAUUUUGCACCUGAGUAUGCGAUUAUUGGUAGAGCCUCUCUUGAAUCAGACGUCUUUAGUUUUGGUGUGGUUCUUCUCGAGCUUAUCACGGGUCGACAUCCUAUCCAUAAAACUACCGGAAAAGAAGAAAGCCUCGUUAUAUGGGCUUCUCCUCGUUUGCUGGACAGUAGACGAAUAAUAUCGGAGUUAGUUGAUCCACAAUUGGAAGGAAACUUCCUAGAAGAAGAGGUGCAUAUAAUGGCAUACCUAGCAAAGGAGUGCUUGCUUCUGGAUCCAGACACUCGACCAACAAUGAGCGAGGUUGUUCAAAUUCUUUCAAGUAUUUCUCCGGGAAAAUCAAGGAGGAGAAGAAACAUUCCCGCUAGCUUGUUUCAGGAAGCGGAGAAUGCAGAAGAGCAAAGGCAAGUUCCAUCCAAUGAAUUUGCAACUCAUAAUUUAUCAUCACUAGAUAUCGAUCAUAAUCCGUGUGUUGGAAACAAAAAUAAAGAAGCAGAUGCAGUUUCAGCUGAGUAUAUGGAAAGUUUAAUCUUGUUGUCAUCAAAAUCUAAUAGCUCUCAUGCAUCAGAAGAGGAAAUCGUAGACAUAACCGAGCCUCGGUUCGAAUCAUUUUGCAUGACAGAUGGACUGUCCCUUGAAAAUACUCUCCUUGAAUAAUGAUAUUUAUUGUGCAUUGCUCACAAGGGAUGAAGCAAUGCAAUCUGGUUUUGAGAUUAUGUUCUACAUUUUUUUUUUCAGUUCUGUUUUGAAUUGAAUAUACAGCACAUAGAUGUGGUUAGAUUAUAAGCACAAAAAAUAUAUUCAAUGUAUUCUUGUACAAAAAAGCUUAGGAGGACUAUAGGUGAGGUUAAUUUUGGUUCUUUCAUUUGGAGAAGAAUCCGAUUUUAUUAAUUAACAUCGUAUAUUUUUUCGGACAAAUA